Messenger RNA from Spinacia oleracea (spinach), 1731 nucleotides. Its product is annotated as cytoplasmic tRNA 2-thiolation protein 1. Lineage: Eukaryota; Viridiplantae; Streptophyta; Magnoliopsida; Caryophyllales; Amaranthaceae. Gene Ontology annotation, molecular function: tRNA binding. The transcript has 11 exons. Bases 144 to 1211 code for a protein of 355 amino acids. Gene Ontology annotation, biological process: tRNA wobble position uridine thiolation. The record is from RefSeq and is a predicted model, not a curated record. Gene Ontology annotation, cellular component: cytosolic tRNA wobble base thiouridylase complex; mitochondrion.
ACUCCGUUUACCGCGUUUCUUCGUUGCACUAGUACGGAGUAAAAUAAAUAGUUAGGGAGAGUAGGGACUUCCCGGAGCAGUAAUUUAGCCGGUGAAGCUCUAAACGGUAUUCUUCGGCGGCCGCCGGUGAUAAGAGAGAUAACAUGGAGGCGGCGAAACCCAAAAGCGGAGGAGCUCGGCUUUGCUCUUUUUGUAAUCUGAGAAAACCUGCUCUAAAACGCCCUAAAACUCUCCACCAGAUAUGCAGGGAAUGUUUCUAUGAUGUGUUUGAAGAUGAGAUUCAUAAUUGCAUAGUUGAAAAUCAGCUGUUUAAGCGUGGGGAACGCGUUGCAAUCGGCGCUUCGGGCGGAAAAGAUUCCACUGUCCUUGCAUAUGUGUUGUCGGAGUUGAAUCGUCGACACAACUAUGGUUUGGAUUUGUUCCUGUUAUCUAUAGAUGAGGGCAUCACGGGUUACAGGGAUGACUCGCUUGAAACUGUCAAGAGGAAUGAACUUCAAUACGGGCUACCCUUGAAAGUUGUGUCGUAUAAAGAUUUAUACGGAUGGACAAUGGACGAGAUAGUCAAGAUGAUAGGGUUGAAGAAUAACUGCACGUUUUGCGGAGUAUUCAGGCGUCAGGCUCUUGAUCGAGGUGCCGCUAUGUUGAAAGUAGACAAGCUUGUUACUGGACAUAAUGCAGAUGAUAUUGCUGAGACAGUGCUCUUGAACAUAUUACGUGGUGAUAUUGCCCGAUUGAGUAGAUGCACCUCAAUAACAACCGGUGAAGACGGACCAAUUCCUAGAUGCAAGCCUUUUAAGUAUACUUAUGAGAAGGAGAUUGUUAUGUAUGCGUAUUUCAAGAGGCUCGACUACUUCUCCACUGAAUGCAUUUACUCCCCAAAUGCAUACCGUGGUUUUGCAAGGGAGUUCAUCAAGGAUUUGGAGAGGAUUAGACCCAGAGCAAUUCUUGAUAUCAUUAAAUCAGGGGAGAACUUCAGGAUUGCCACUUCCACAAAAAUGCCGGAGCAGGGAACCUGUGAACGUUGUGGUUAUAUAUCAAGCCAGAAAUGGUGCAAGGCUUGUGUUUUGCUUGACGGACUGAACCGUGGUCUUCCUAAGUUGGGAAUUGGGAGGAGUCGUGGCCAUGAUAAUGAUGAGAGUAUAAAGGACGUUAAACACAUGACUGGAAGCAAGGAGGUCCAAGGAAAACCAUGUGGAACUUUAGACUUCUGAUGCUAAUAUUUUUGCGUUAUGUUCCCUGGCUGUCACAGGAACAAGCAUUUCUGUACCAAAUGGGCUGAAUGAAGUUACUUUUGUGGCAACUUCUAUGGGUGAAAGUGCCUGUGAAUAUAUGGCUUGAACAAGAGAGUUUGUGGGGGCGAAAUUCGACUGUUUAGGUUCAGGCAAUCAGGUUGUUAAAACCUUUUGGUGCAGUAGUUCCAAUGCGUCACUUAGCCAUUACCCUUAUCUUGGGAAUAGCCGCUGCCCUUAUCCUAGGGCAUUGCUGCAUGCCUGCAUAUAGCAGUAUUCAAUACGAAGAGUCAAGUUCCACCAAGUUAACAGUUUUUCAGUUUCAAUUGAUUUUACUUUUAACAAGUUAAUUACUUCAUUAUACACAUCUUUAUUAAGAGUGGUGUUUUUUUUUUGGAUUUGAUGAUUGCAGUAUUACAUCUACACAUCUGAAUAUUUUGGGAACGUAACCUCUCGGAUAGUAAUUCCUAUGUUCUUAGUUAGUUGACAAAGUUUAACUUCA